This is a messenger RNA of Calypte anna (Anna's hummingbird), 1523 nucleotides long. It is a transcript of the gene QDPR, whose product is annotated as quinoid dihydropteridine reductase. The record is from RefSeq and is a predicted model, not a curated record. The coding region runs from base 62 to 778 and encodes 238 amino acids. Gene Ontology annotation, biological process: tetrahydrobiopterin biosynthetic process; L-phenylalanine catabolic process. Gene Ontology annotation, cellular component: cytoplasm. The transcript is spliced from 7 exons. Lineage: Eukaryota; Metazoa; Chordata; Aves; Apodiformes; Trochilidae. Gene Ontology annotation, molecular function: 6,7-dihydropteridine reductase activity; NADPH binding; NADH binding.
GCCGGGAGGGCGGGGAAGGGAAGGCAAGGCAGAGAGAGAGCGGGGCAGUCAGACAGCGAGCAUGGCGGUGGUUGGCAGGGUGCUGGUGUAUGGAGGCAGAGGAGCCCUGGGCUCUCAGUGCGUCAGGUACUUCAAGGCGAAGAACUGGUGGGUGGCCAGCAUCGACCUGGGGGAGAACGAGGAGGCCAAUGCCAGCGUGGUGGUGCGGGCGACCGACUGCUUCCCCGAGCAGGCUGAGCAGGUGACAGCAGAGGUUGGAAAACUUCUUGGUGAAGAAAAGGUGGAUGCAAUCUUGUGUGUAGCAGGAGGAUGGGCUGGAGGCAGCGCCAAAGCUAAAUCUUUGUACAAAAACUGUGAUCUGAUGUGGAAGCAGAGCCUUUGGACAUCCACUAUUUCCAGCCACUUGGCCACAAAGCAUCUUAAAGAAGGUGGCCUCUUGACUUUGGCAGGCGCUCAAGCUGCUUUAUCUGGAACCCCAGGGAUGAUUGGCUAUGGCAUGGCCAAAGGAGCAGUGCAUCAGCUGUGUCAGAGUUUAGCUGGUACCAAUAGUGGUUUGCCACCUGGUUGUGCUGCUGUUGCCAUUUUACCGGUUACCUUAGAUACUCCAGCAAACAGGAAAUCAAUGCCUGAUGCAGAUUUCAGCUCCUGGACCCCCUUAGAAUUCAUUGCUGAAACCUUUUAUGACUGGACAACAGGAAAGAAUCGACCAAACUCAGGGAGUCUCAUCCAGGUGAUAACUACAGGAGGGAAGACUGAGCUAGUUGCAGCACAACUUUGAUUUCAGUCACCUGAGGUGGUGGUACUUCAAUGAAGGAAAAGCUGUGGAAAAAUCUGACUGCCAUUAUAAUUUGGGUGUUCUUCUGUACCCAGUGAUUGUAGUGGUGUCAUGAAUGGAACCAUAUUUCAAGUAAUAUUUCUGUGCUGUCAGUUGUAAGCUAUCAGCAUUUGUUUACCAACAAGUGUUUGUCUCUAAAUGAAAGUUGUAGGCUUUAAAGCCUGUGGGUGUCCUAAUUCUGUAUGUCAACUUACCUUAUUUCUCUGAGGUGGGAAUUGUGCUUAAUUAUGUCAUGUAAUCACAUAUAUAAUGAUUGGAUUUUUUUCUUGGCAAGUGUUUCUGGCAGCUUGCUGUUAAUCUUCCAGUAGUCUGUCUGUCUUUGAGAAUAUAACCCCAUCCCUGUAUAUCAUGUUGGCUGUGGUUAUAGGGAAACUUUGCAGUCCUAUUCAAUGUCCUAGUCUUGUAACUUUUUUUUUUUCAUGUGAAUGUCCCACUUGAGUUAAUGGAACUGUCUAGAGAUUACUUGCUUGAGAAGGAGUUCCUGAUUUGCCUUACAGUUUACAAGCUGCUAUCAGGCCUACAGUUGUAGGACAAAACAGUCAUUCUGCCAAAUGAGUAGUAUGCCUUUGUGGUAGUUGUGAUGGUUCUUUUCUUAACAGCACUUUUUCAAAUAGUAGUACUAGAAAAAAUAUUCACACAUAUAUUUGAAUAUGGAACUUUUUGUGCUAAAUAAAAGUAUAUUGGUUUA